CCUCUUUCGGCACGUUUUGCAAUGUUGAAGUUGUUUUUCUUCAUUGUUCUCGCCGGGGCUGCCCGGGCGAGUGAUGUGAUAGAGUUCUCUGAUGAUGAUUUCGACAGUAAAAUUGGAGAUCACGGGAUGAUUCUAGUGGAAUUCUUUGCGCCGUGGUGUGGCCAUUGUAAACGACUAGCUCCGGAGUUUGAGGUGGCAGCAACACGUCUGAAAGGCAUUGUCGCAUUGGCCAAGGUCGACUGCACGGUCCAAAACAAUGUGUGCCAGAAGUACGGAGUUAGCGGUUACCCAACACUGAAGAUCUUCAAAGAUGGAGAGGAUGCCGGUGCCUACGAUGGGCCCAGAACUGCAGAUGGGAUUGUGAGCCAUCUAAAGAAGCAGGCUGGCCCAUCUUCCAUAGAGCUCAAGACUGAGGCAGAUUUUACGAAGUAUGUCGGAGACCGUGACGCAAGUGUUGUGGGUUUCUUUGCUGACGGUGGAAGCCCAGCCCAAGCAGAGUUCCUUAAGUCGGCCAGUGCCCUCCGAGAGUCCUUCCGCUUUGCACACACCAACUCUGGGGAGCUUCUCCAGAAAAAUGGUGUGGAGGGAGAGGGAAUCAUUCUGUUUCGUCCAGCACGCCUCAGCAACAAAUUUGAAGAGAGCGUUAUCAAGUUCAGUGAGGACAAGUUCACCAACGCCAUGAUCAAGAAGUUUAUCCAGGACAACAUCUUUGGAAUGUGCCCCCACAUGACUGAUGACAAUAAGGACCAAAUGAAGGACAAGGACCUGCUGGUGGCCUACUAUGAUGUGGACUAUGAGAAGAACCCCAAAGGCUCCAACUACUGGAGGAACCGGGUAAUGAAGGUGGCCAAGAGCUUCCUGGACCAGGGGAAAACGCUGAACUUUGCUGUGGCCAGCAAGAACAGCUUCAGCCACGACAUCUCUGAGAUGGGCCUGGACGCCAGCUCCGGAGAGCUGCCCGUGGUCGGCAUCCGCACUGCCAAGGGAGACAAAUACGUCAUGGCCGAGGAGUUCUCACGUGACGGCAAGGCCCUGGAGCGUUUCCUGCAGGACUACUUUGACGGCAAGCUGAAGCGUUACCUUAAGUCUGAGCCCAGCCCUGAGAACAACGAUGGCCCCGUCAAGACUGUGGUGGCUGAGAACUUUGACGCCAUUGUGAACAACGAGGAAAAGGACGUGCUGAUUGAGUUCUACGCCCCGUGGUGCGGCCACUGCAAGAGCCUGGAGCCCAAGUGGAAAGAGCUGGGAGAGAAGCUGUCCAGUGAUCCCAACAUUGUCAUCGCAAAGAUGGAUGCCACAGCUAAUGAUGUCCCAUCUCAAUACGAAGUCAGGGGAUUCCCCACCAUCUUCUUUGCUCCAGCUGGACAGAAAAUGAGCCCAAAGAAAUAUGAGGGUGCUCGCGAGGUCAGUGACUUUAUCUCCUACCUGAAGAGGGAGGCCACCAACCCUCUGGUGGCUCAAGAAGAGAAGUCCAAGAAUAUUCAGAUCGAGCUAUAG
Molecule: messenger RNA, 1497 nt
Organism: Salmo salar (Atlantic salmon)
Lineage: Eukaryota; Metazoa; Chordata; Actinopteri; Salmoniformes; Salmonidae
Gene: pdia3
Product: protein disulfide isomerase family A, member 3
Biological process (GO): protein folding; response to endoplasmic reticulum stress
Cellular component (GO): cell surface; endoplasmic reticulum
Molecular function (GO): protein disulfide isomerase activity
Source: RefSeq, marked provisional